UCUGACUCUACUCACCAACAUGACGGUUCAUCUCAGCUUUCUUCUCAUCCUCACUGGACUCACAGGAGUUCACAGCGUAACCACAGUCAGUAAAGUGUCAGUGAAGGCUGGAGAUUCAAUCACCAUCCCAUGUCUCUAUGGCCCACAAUACAUGAACCAUGUGAAAUACUUGUGUAAAGGAUCUCACUUGGGCUUCUGUUCAUAUGCAGUUAAAACAAACCAACCACGUAGUUCAGGAAAGUUUUCAAUCUCUGACGACAAAAACCAGAGAAUCUUCACUGUGACUAUAAAAGAUCUGACGAAUACAGACACUGAUUACUGGUGUGUUGUGGAGAUGAAUGGAGGGGCAGAUGAUGGACAGAAUUUUCACCUGUCAGUCACCACAGAUACACCCAGCCUCUCUGUGGAUCAUCAGGAGAUUACAGGAUUUAUUGGAGAGAGUAUAAACAUCAGUUGUUACUAUAGAAACUCUGGAGAAAGCGAGUGGUGCAGGUUGGGCAUGAACUGUGUGACAGGGUCAUCAGGAUCAAUAGAUGGAACAAGUGUGACCAUCAGUGCGACAGUCCCCAAUGUUUUCACUGUGACUAUGAGUGGACUGAAGACAGAGAGCAGCGGCUGGUAUUACUGUGUUAAAGGAGAAUUACAGAUGCCAGUUCAUGUCACUGUUACUGAGAAACCUACUACCAGCACUCCAAGGACAACAAAGUAUCCAACUAACAUAUCGCUCACUCUUGAACCUGUGCAUCAGUCUUCUGUGUUCGCAAGCAAAGAUCCCUCCACAGUUCAACAGAACAGUCUUUCCAUUCACCUAAAGAGUUUUAUCAUCCGUCUGAGCUUGUUGACCUUCAUUGUUAUUGUGGGCUUGUUCAUCUGGUUUAUGUUCAAAAGAUACAAUGGAACCAAAGCAGAUUCAACCGGAUUCCUUUGUGGUUACUGAAAGUUCAAAAAUAAAAAUCACUCAUAAAAAUAAAAAUCAUUUUAUUUCUCCUCCUUUGAAAAGCCACAACCUCACAACAUCUACCAUUGGACAUACAGUAUAUUAUAGAACUGUCCUGUGAAAAACGAGCCCAUAGGUCGUUUGUGCAGCAGGUUAUAAUGACCCACAGUUAUGCUUUGUUGUUAGGCGACAUCUAGUGGCCAUAAUAAAUAUGACAGGAGCAAAGGGGAAGGUGCAGUGACGUAAUAUAAACACCAACAAAGUAUGCGUCAGGAGGAGGUUUGGUUGCAUGUUGUUAUUAUUGUAACCAUGACAACAAAGAUCGUCUAAUGUUGAGGCAGCACUUAUUUUAACCCAAAUCAUGAUCUUUUCCUAAACCAAACCAAGUGGUUUUAGAGCCUCAACCUAACCAAGCCGUGACCGUUAUUAUAGUAACCACAGCCGGUAAUCGGAUGUUUAGGUUGAGGACUUGUUUUGUAGAAGUGUAAUUUUGAAUCUACUUCAUAACAGUAGACUUCAAUGCUUUAUGAUUUCUA
Seriola dumerili (greater amberjack) is the source of this 1473-nucleotide messenger RNA. RefSeq names its product polymeric immunoglobulin receptor-like. The record is from RefSeq and is a predicted model, not a curated record. Gene Ontology annotation, cellular component: plasma membrane. Gene Ontology annotation, molecular function: transmembrane signaling receptor activity. The coding region runs from base 20 to 937 and encodes 305 amino acids. Lineage: Eukaryota; Metazoa; Chordata; Actinopteri; Carangiformes; Carangidae. The transcript is spliced from 6 exons.